This is a messenger RNA of Eupeodes corollae, 14178 nucleotides long. RefSeq names its product intermembrane lipid transfer protein Vps13D (gene Vps13D). Gene Ontology annotation, cellular component: extrinsic component of membrane. The coding region runs from base 562 to 13347 and encodes 4261 amino acids. The record is from RefSeq and is a predicted model, not a curated record. Gene Ontology annotation, biological process: mitochondrion organization; protein targeting to vacuole; protein retention in Golgi apparatus. Gene Ontology annotation, molecular function: protein binding. The transcript has 18 exons. Lineage: Eukaryota; Metazoa; Arthropoda; Insecta; Diptera; Syrphidae.
AGCACAAGACGAACAGAAGUUACGGAAUAUUUUGUUCUUUCGCGAUGUGUUUUUAAUUUUAAAUAUUUUAUCAUUUUAUUCAAUAAAAAAAGUAUAAAUAAUCUCAUCCCACUUGUGAAAACAAUCAAACCAAAAUAUAUAAGUGAAUAAAUCACCGGUUGUGCAUCGAAAAAGAAGGAAAAAAGUGACGCGAAAUAAAAGAAAAGAAAACUUUUUGAGAUUGUGAAAAAAAAUUUCAAAGUGCAAGAUUUCAAGUCGCAAUUUAAUAUUAAAUAAAAAUUCUAUUAAAUAAAUAAAUAGGUAGUGUGUAUUUUAUACAAAUGAGUGAUCUCAUCACCGCCGUCGUCGUUUUUGUUGUUUGCUUCGCGUCGUCGUCUUCGGGGCUUUUAUCAAUUUAUGUGCCCGUCUAAAUUGAUUACACGACUCGACUCCAGUAAAGUGAAAAUAAAGAUAGGAAAUAAAUCAAUUCAAUUUAAUCACAACGCUCAAUGUGCAACAAAUUCAUUUUAGUUUUAGUGCAUUUCGUCGUUGUCUUUUCGAUUAUCGAACCCAAAAGACAAAAUGCUCCGGGAACUAAUUACAUGGGUCCUUAACACAUAUCUGGGCAAAUACCUUGAAGAUUUUAAUCCAGCACAGUUGUCAGUUGCAUUGUUAUCAGGUGAAGUUGAAUUAGAAAAUGUCCCAAUACGAAAAGAUUCCCUCCGGAGCUUUGGCCUUCCAUUACAAGCCAUAAGCGGCAACAUCGGCAAAAUAAAACUACAAAUCCCAGUUCGUCAAUUUCGAACAGCACCAUGGUGCAUCAUAAUCGAAGGUGUCCAUGCGGUUAUCGGUCCAAAAGACCUAAAUGAUUGGGAUGAUGAGAAAGAAAAACAAUCCGAUCUUGAAUAUAAACUAUGUCAACUAGACGACGCCGAAGCCAAAUGGCGAGCAGCGAAAGGUGAUAGCUGUGAGAGUAAUUACUAUGCCUCAUCGUAUUCCAGCUGGUUGAGCUAUGGCACAGGUUUGGCAACGAAUAUCUGUGAAAAUCUCCAGCUAAAAAUAAAUGGAGUUCAUAUUCGUUAUGAAGAUUCGAUAACAAUUCCGGAUUUUAGUUUCGUAACUGGAAUCACAAUUGAAUCCUUAACAGCGCACACAUGUGAUGCAAAUUGGCAGCAGAAUUCCACGACAUCGUGGAAUCAAGAAGUUGCCUUUAAGUUGGUUGAGCUCAAAGCAUUUGCCAUCUAUUGGGAUCGUCUGUUUCCCGAGAACACCUGCCGUGAUAUUCAGUCGAGUGAGUUGAGCAAUUCGAUGGAAAUUGUAUGCUCCACGAGGGAACAUCGAUACAUUAUAAGUCCGAUUAGUGCAAAGGCUCAUUGUCGGCACGAUAGGAGUCCUCUUCCGUUGCGGACACGAAAUCGACCGAGACUAUCGUGUGAAGUGAAUGUGACGGAGGUUAACAUCUGUCUGAGUGAUUUCCAAUACACCCAGAUGGUGGAUUGUGUGCGAGGACUUCAAGCGAUCAGCAAAAUCCGGGCUUACCGGGUCCUUCGUCCAUCGAAUUCAGUGCGAGGACAUACAAAAGAUUGGUGGCUAUACGCAGUGCGUUGCCAUGGAUUCUUCUUUGAGACGACCAACGAGAAAUGGUCAAAAGCCAAAGAGAACAUCCGCUAUAUCAAAAUGUACACCAAAGUCCUGCUGAAUCCCAAUGAGAACUUGUCGCCGGAAGACAAGCAAUUCAAGUUUGACGUAGAGAAGUCUCGUGACCUGGACGAUCUGCGAACUCUGCGGGAAGUUUGUUUCCUUCAGCUAGUGACAAGUGAAUUGGAUUUGAAAGGUCAGGAUUGUAAUCAGGGAAGGAGCAUGCUCUUUCAAUGGUUUCCAAAUUGGUGGGGAUGGUAUGGCAACUCUGGAGCUGCAUCUCCAGCUUCGGAGAACAGCGGUGGUGAAUUACUGCCGUCAAGUGAUUCAUCACACACCCUCGAAGAUGAUAUUUUAAAUGCCCUCGAAGGCUCGGUAGAGAAUAAUUCUCUGCUUAAACGUGAUGCUGUUUUUGGUAAAUUCGACUUCUCCCUCACCGGGGGACAGUUGAAUGUUUGCAGUGAGAAUUUCACAAAUGCCGAAGUCAAACCAAUGAUGGAAAUGAAUUUUGAUAAUUUGAAUUUAAACAUCGAAACGAGGCCGAGGUCAGGAUCCCACUUGAUUGGCUUGUCACUGGGUUCUGUGUGUGUCAAGGAUCUAUUCACACCGAAUACUGAGUUUCCCGAAUUGAUAAAACCCCAAAUGAAGGACGAUCCGCUGGUGCCGCCGGCAUUCAGUCGUUUUCAAAAUGUCAAAGGGAAGAAGGACACAGAAGCGACGACGGAUGACAACAACGAACCAUGGUUCCUGCUGCAAUAUGAGAAGAAACCAUUGGCAUUCAACACCGACUACAGACUGGCUGUGAAAACGAGAUGUCUUGAUGUGGUUUACAAUAUGGAGGCUUUGAAAUGGCUUACGGACUUCUUUACAGGUCCAUUGCAGAAUGCAAACGCACGUCGAAGACUCGAGCGGAUGAAAUACAGCACAAAAAUGAGGCUUAUCAAAAAUUGGAAGAGUAUAAUCGAAGGAGAUUUGGGUCAGCGAAAAUCGUGGUGCCUUGAGAUCGAUGUAUCUGCACCGCAAAUUAUUUUUGUAGAGAACUUCACCAAAAAGAACACGUCAAUUGUUCUCGUAGACUUUGGACGUUUCCAGCUGUCCAAAAAUUCAACCGACAAUCGAAUACGACAGCAAAACUCAUUAAAAUCCGAACAAGCUUCGGCGGGAGUCGAACAAAUCAAUGGUCAGGUCUUCAACUUCGAAAGCGAAGAAGAUGAGGCAUUCAUGACACCUUGCUCGACUCCGCCCGGUUCAGAAAACAGUCCCUCCGAUUCGACUACAUUACUCUCAGCCGUGCCAGAUCUGUCGGACAUUGUAAUAAACAACGAUACAGGUCUGGAAGAUGCUCUUCAUGAUAAAAUCUACGAUAAAUACACGAUUGACAUGACCGAUCUGCAGGUGUUAGUGUGCAAAGGCAAGGAACGUUGGGGCUUCGCUAGUGUUAAAGGUUCUUCGGCGUUGCAUCUGCUCGAUAGAUUUAGUAUAUCGUUGCAGUUGGAACGACGUGUAGUUCAUACUGUUGACCCAGAGUAUCCAUCACUGACUCUCUUUGGAACACUCCCAAAGCUUGUUGCACAUGUGAACGAACAUAAAGUCUCUGCUUUGAUGGAUAUUUUAGCAAUAAUCUCGGCAGAUAGUUCCACGCCGACACCUGAAGCUCAUCCAUCUCCAGCUAAUAUCUCAGAUCAUUCAUCGACUUUCCAUUUGGAUGAUGAUUCAAUUAGUUUGGAUGAAUCAGCAAACACAACAGAACAACAACAACAACAGAUGAAUCUGAUUAUGUUGCAAUUUGUCAUCGAUCAGAUGUCACUCGAGGUGCAAUCGAGAGGUAGGAGUAUUGCAGAGCUACAAGUUUCUGGAGUUCGAGCUGGUCUCAGUAAACGACCAGAAGAUACAAAUAUUUCGCUAUCUGUUCAUGGCUUGUUGUUGGUCGAUGCUAUACAAUCAUUUGGACCUGAUUUUGAGUUGCUUGUCGCAAGUCAUAGACAUGUUGGAAUGGACAGUGUGUCAGGAAGUCUCAAACAAAGUGAACCAUGCUCACCAACGUCACCAGCAUCACCAGAUCCCUUGGACAAUCGAAGGCCAACCAGUCCGCUUACCAUAAGCAAAGCUAUCAGUUCUCUUCAGAGAGCUAACUCAGCGACUUGGUCGACUUUCGGUGAUUUAGAUGCUCUCAUCACAUUGGAAAUAAAUUUUAUAAACUCAACGCCAGAUACAGAGCCAUUGCAAAUAGCAAAUAUUAAUUUUAAUAAUUUAGAUAUAAUUGCCAACCAAGAGACUAUAGUUGAAUUACUUGGAUUUGUGAAUCGAGUUGUUCCAAAUAAAAAGCCAACCAAAUCAUCAACAACUGCUGCUCUCGUUUCACAAACUGGUAGCGCGACGCCAGCGCCAGCAAGACCGACAUCAAUUGAUUUAAAUCGUCGCCAUCAGCUGCAACGUCAAUUUACCGAGACGCGUCUUGGAGGUGGCGGCGCAACAACCAACGCUAUCACAUCAAUUCGCACCGAAAUCACCUUCGAUUUCCAUCGUUUGAAUAUUCUCGUUCUGCGUGCCCUGAAACGAGACUCCUAUCUAGUUGGACGAAAAGUGGGCACAUUCACAAUGAGCGAGGCGAAAAUUCAUGCCACACUCGGUCAAGAGAUAUCGGUUAAUGGUUCACUUGGUGGCUUACAAAUCCUGGAUCUCACUCCAGAAGGAAUAAACCAUCAGCGAAUCUUCUCGGUGGGUAAAGAUCCCCUAACCGAUCCGCCAGACAUGCGACAGGACCUGCUAAACUCUUUGACACAGGAAGUGUAUGGCUAUAGCGGUGGUGGCGGAGGAGGCUAUGGCAUGGGUAAGGAUAAGAUGAUUGACCAAAGGCAGGCACUGUCGUUUAAUGUCUCGCGAGAUGUUACCGCUACUGUGAGUGUUAAAAUUCGAAUGGCUUCGGUAUGGUAUACACAUUGUGCGAGAUUUGUCCAGGAAAUCAGUUGGUGUGCCAAGGAAUUCAAACAUUAUCUUAAGAACUUUGCCCGAUCGAUUCGUGAGAAGGCCACUGAUAUGGCCAUAGGUCUGGUUCAACCUCUGAAUGACCCAGUUGAGAUUUUCAUUGAUACUCCUUUGAACGAAAAACAACCAAGACUAUUUGCCAGUCCACACAAAGUAAAAAAAGGCGGUAAAAAAGUCAAAAUCAAACUCGACAUAAUUCUAGACACUCCAGUACUUGUGGUGCCUCGUUCGAGCUGCAGUGCUCAGGUUCUUGUAGCCCAUUUGGGCAAAAUCACAGUCACAAACAAUCAGGAGGAACUCCGAUCACCACCAACCUACUCCCUGGACAACUAUACCAAUGAAGAUGAUGAAGAAAUUUUCACAAUUGACGAAGUCGACUUCCAACGAAACGAACCACAAAUAGCUAACAAAACAAAUGUUGGUGAAAUUGUUCGACUAUGUGACAAAUAUUCCAUCGAAAUACGUAACAUGAAUUUAUUCUCCUUGGACACAAGUCGACGAAAAGGUUUCCGUUUGUCAGCUUUGCCUCGGGCUGAAGAAUUCUAUUCCUGUGCGACGGAUGCAGUGGCGAUACUUCAUGACACCGUCAUACAAUUGGAGGUGAAGAAGUUUGCAAUUGAAGAUUAUACAAUAACUUCUACCGGUUACUCUCAAGAACAACGAGAUGACGAUGAUCUUUUGAUCGAUGGCAGUGUAACACAACCUCUGCAGAUCUCUCUAUCUCGCAGGCAAUACGAACAACUUCUCGAGACAUUGGAUAACGUUUUCAAGAUACCCAACGAUCUGGUCCGUCCACCGGCUGAGGUGUCUGUGGAUACAAUGCAUUUAGAAUCUGACAAUAAUUCAUCGCCAUUCGAAUUGAAUAAUCGCUUGCCGGAGAAAAUGUUCCACAGCGAAAAACCCGAUAAUCAGCACAAAGAACUCACUCCGAAAAUUUCAUUUUCUCUCCCGAUAUUCAUAAUCCAAUUGAAGAACGAACACGACAACCCCCUUAUUGAGAUAACAUUUCGGGAGUUCAGCGUGCAGUAUGACCAGGCAAGUCAGUACGAGACUGUGGUGCAGGUGAUGUUGCGUUCGAUUCUGAUGGAAGACCUCAAGUGUCCCAUCGAUUCGAAAUAUCGACAAAUGGUUGUGUCGUCAGCUCAGGAGGACAGAACUUGUCGACCAGUAAAUGCUCCCUCGUCGUCGUGUCCUGAUUUGGUGCGGGUGGCAUUGAAUAAUGAUAUGCCGACUGGAUCGUUACCAGAGAAUCUAGAGUCAAGUGCUGGAUUUGAUUGUAAUUCUUCAGCGGCAGCUCCUACGACUACUCUCAAUGCUAUAAACUACCAUCGCAGUCGAUUGCAAGUGAAUGCAGGAGCCGACUGUCCGGGAACACCGCCUCCUUCACCACAAUCGAAAGCACAUGAAGAUAACUUGGUCAUAUAUUCGGCUCUGUUGAUCGAUCCAAAAUGUCCUACUUUGGCGACAAACUAUCAAAACCGCAGACAAACCAGUUCGAUUGAUUUCAAUUGUUUGAAUUUGAUCAUAUCCGUUGAACGAUGGUUUAUGGUUCUGGAUUUCUUUGGUCUUGUCUCGGAUGACGAGGAUGAGAACACACCCAAAGAUGGAGCCGAAGAGCAAAUCGAUGAAGUACAUUCAAAUGGAAAUAGUGAGCUUGAGAUCACAGUGCGUUCGUUGAACUUGGUAUUUGUUCGAAAUGAAUCGGAACUGGCCAAAGCAAAUGUUUCGAAUGCAUUCUUUGUGGUAGCCAAAUAUGACUUGACCAAAACGGUGGAAGGUCGAUUGGGUUCGGUUUCGUUAUAUGAUCUGACAAACUAUGGCAAAAUCUAUCGCGAGAAGUUCCUCACCAGUGGAUCAGAGGCCUUGAAGUUUAUUUAUAAAAGGCAAGAUGAAAAAGGAGAUCAACGAUCUUUGUCGAAAGACGCCACAUUAAAGAUUCAAAUGUCCUCAGUACGAUAUGUUCAUACGAAGCGAUUUGUUAUGGAAAUCCAGGCUUUUAUUAAGGAAUUCCUGCAGCUUCAAACACCUGUUAUGAAAAAAAUCAAACUUUCCGAUCGAGCCCCGAAUGCCCAACAGCGUCCAACCCAGCUUGGGCUUGAAAUCAGUGCUGGUUCACCCAUUGUCCUCCUACCCCUCAGCUUUGAAAGCAAUCGCAUGAUUGUCGCCGAUCUGGGAGAAUUCACUCUCUCGAAUAGUUUCCAUUUGGCGAGUGAAAGUCAUGUGAUAAGUAAAAAAUCGGACCAAGCUUUGAUGGAUGAGAUUCUUGAUGUUAUGCAAAUCCAUCUUGUCAAUACGAACCUUUUCACCGGCGAUCGAGUGUCCAAGUCUCAAGAACUCCAACGCAACGAGAACGAUGCUGAUAUCUGUUUGGAUAUGGGAAGUUUUUGGGCAUUGAAAACUGGAAAUAGUAUAUUCAAGGAGAAGUGCCAUUUGAAGUUGCAAGUCGAGAGGAAUAUGGAUUCGGGGAGUAGUCACAAUUGUCCCGAUGUCAGUGUGCAGGGAACUUUAUCACGUUUGAGUGGGGUUCUAAAUUUACAGCAGUACAAACUUGUGAGGGGAUUUUUGGCGUAUAAUUUGGGGGAGAAUAUCGACGACAUCUAUAAUAAUUAUUCGUUUAGUUUGGCCGAAAGUCGAAUGAAUAUCACGUCAAUGGAACAAGUCCAACAACUAACAAUACCUGAUAAGAUUGUCUGGAAUAAUCUGUCGAUAAAUCUUGAUCUAGAAGAUGUCUCGGUUCUGUUGAAUUCUCGAUCCGACGACCGUCAGCAUGAGGAUCAGCCUCUGGCUUGCAUAAACUUCAUCAAAUCUUGGCUGAAAAUUGACUCGUACAGCGAUGCAUCUCAAGACAUCGACUUGGUGUCGCAGGAAAUUCUAAUCACCGACUCUCGCUUUCAGCGAAGCAGUCGGGAAGCACCGAAGAAUGUUUUCACCAACAUCUUGCAGCCGAUUCGGGCGGAAGUGGGGUCGAAUAUCGUGCAGGCAGAAGUGCACAGUCGUCAGAGGAAGGACCAUUCGAAGUUUACGAUUCUGCUGAACAAUAUGAGAGUGAUGGCAAUCCUCGAUUGGAUCGAGAAUCUUCAGGACUACCUCAGUCAAGAUGCAGAUCCUCCAUCGGGGGCGAUUAUGCGAAUGAAAAACACUGGAGCCUCCAUGAGCUCAAGCACGUUGGACGAAACAGAUAAAAUUCCCAUGGAAGUGAUUCUUAACAUCACCGAUUCGGAGUUGGUUUUCGUGGAGAAGACAGACCAAUACGACACCAAUGCGAUCAUCCUCAAGAGCACAACGGUGUUCUCGUUCAAACCCAUGGAUCUCAUUCGACCUAUUUCGGUGAAUCUGAAUCAUCUGGAAGUGUUCUCGUGCAUGUUGGGCUUUGAGAAUGAAACCGCUCUGUCGAUCAUCGAUCCAAUUACCGUUAAUUUGGAUUUGAGAGAGAACACCAUCGAUAUCCAGAUCCAGAAGCAAUUGUGCAUCCGGUUGUCGUAUCACGAUGUAAAGAUGUUUAUUCGAAUGAUAGAGUCCCUGCCAAAGCAAACUCGAACCGCACAAAAGAAACGCACAGCACUCCAUCGGGAAUCGGUUUACAGUCUGCCAGAUGCCGAGUUGAUAGCUCCUCUCAUGGCCAUGGGAUUCAAGCGGGCCGAUUGCAUUAGGGCUUUAGAAAUGUGCAAGAAUCAGCUUAACGAGGCGGCUCUAUGGUUGACCCAACAGAGAGCCACACGACAGCCGACUAUGGAAGUUCAUUCGGUGGUGGUAAAUGCUCAGUGCAUUUCGGUGUGCGUCAUUGAUGAUUGCAUGGACGCUGAUGUUCCUUUGUUGGAACUCUCUCUGUCACAGCUUAAAUUCAACCAGUUGCUGAAUGAAAGACUGGCAUCGUUGACAAGCCAGUAUAAUCCCCUGAGAAUUCCGGUGUUCUGCAGUGGCCAGUUGGAGGCUGUGAUAGCCAGUGACUACUACAAUCGUCACUUGAGUGGUUGGGAGCCGGUGAUUGAGCCAUGGGAAUGCACAGCGAAUUGGAACUACAGCACUGGACAGACGAGCAAUGAGAGCAACCUCCUCAACCUCUCUAUUAUGUCCAAGCAAAUGUUAAAAGUGAACAUCACAACAACUCUUAUCGAGCUGUGGCAGCUUGUGAGAAACAACUGGACACAGGACUAUUAUGAGGGCACCAACAAUGCUAUUGCAACCUCAACCACCAGUGCCAACGAUUGCCCCAUAAACUAUCGACGUCGGGCGCCAUUCGUGCCAUUCUCACUCAAAAAUGACACCGGACAGGUGUUGUCAUUUAAGAUUCUCCUAACUCAACCGGGAGGGAUCACCCGAACUGAGGUCACCAGCCACAAUAUGAUCAGUGAAUGGAUCCAGGUGCAGCCGUAUGAAACUGUUCCCUUUGGUUUUGGUCCACAAACUAAGUUGCGGCAUUUGGACUCGCACAAAUUGAAUUUACAUCAAAUCCUAGUCCAGGUCAAGGGUUGGGCUCAGGUUGGACCGGUGUCCAUUGACCGAGUGGGCAUAUUCUUCCGGCACGCUCUCCAAGAUGAUUCACCCUCGGAGAAAGCCCGCAUUGUAUUCGAUGUAUCACUUGUUGGUUCAGCUCAAAAACUCAUAACUGUUAGGUCGGCUUUGCGAUUGAUCAAUCGACUGGACAACAAGAUCCUCCUUAAACUGGACCAGGAGACGGCGGUAGUGGAACCAAGUAAAUGUUUCAGUGUGCCGCUCAGUCGGGUACGUUCGGAUCUCUUCUUUAUGCCGAUGUUCGAACUGACUCCAGAUGAUGAAAGGAAUGGUAACGCGUUGGAGCGGGUCAAGGACGCUCCAAGGGACUCAAACUUGAAUCACCAGUUAAAUGAGUACUUCUUCCAACAAACACUAACCACGUCAAGGAAUGGCAACAGACACUUUGGUUUGUGUGAUGAGGGAAUCUCGUGGUCGAAGUGCAUCGAGGAUAUCAUUCAGGAGCCUCGAAUUUGUCGGGCCAAUCGGGAUAAGGUAUACAAUGUCGUGACCACAAUUAAACGGGACGGAUAUCCUCAUCGGGAUGGCGUUCCAGGCCACACGAUCAUGCUAAUUCCUCCCCUUAGAAUCACCAACCUCCUCUGCUGUGAUUUGUUGUAUAAGAUCUCCGGCCAGGUGCAGGACAAAACCACCAGUCACACUCAGGGUAGGAUAACAUCAUCGACCACCGCAAAUAUCUACGAAGUUAGUCUGGAGGAAGCCAUCAGUUUGAGCAUCACUUUAGACAAUUACAAAGUAUCUGGGCAGCUAAAGAUACCAGUUGGUCACACGGGGGUAGUCGAGCCGAAAUUGAAACUCCUCGAUAUAAAUAAUCGAGAUCUACAUUUGAGGGCGUCGAUUCAAGCGAUCAAGGGGAAUGGAAUGGAAAUAUUUAUAAGUGCACCUUUCUGGCUGGUGAAUCGCACUGGUCUACCGCUGGUGUUUCGACAAGAAGGUGUGUCCCAGCCAGCUUCGGGACAGUUUGAAGAACACGAAAUGGCUCGCGUAGUGACUCCACUCAUGUUUUCUUUCUCAGAUCCUGAAGCAUCACCGUCUCUGGAGAUUCGUCUGGGCGAGCGUUAUGGCAUUAAUAAUCAAUGGUGCCAGAGUUUCAGUCUUCACAAGGAGAUCAUCUAUCGCCAGCUGAAGGCAGCCAAUUCCAACGAUAGCUUUGCCAUCGGUGUGGAGGUUCGCCGAGGCCGUGGACGCUACUCGAGAACAAGUGUAGUGACGUUUUCUCCUAGGUUCCAGCUUUACAACCGAAGCAGUAGAAAACUACAGUUUGCUCAGAAAUGUCAUGUUACUAAGCCCGUUGAUUUGGAAUCACGAAGUACUUACAUCGAUGCAGUUCCAGGCUGUCAUUUCCCCUUCCAUUGGCCACGAUCCGACCAAGAGCCACUGCUCUGUGUGCGUAUGGCUGAUGUCGAUUGUUGUCACUGGUCGAGUGGUAUUCCCAUCAACGAAGCACAAUCUCUCUACAUAAACAUCCGCAACGACAUGGGGGACAUGCGAUUUCUACGUCUCGAGGUCAUUCUGCAGGGUUCCACGUAUUUCCUGCUCUUCGGCGAUGCUCAUGCUCUCCCGCCACCAAUUCGAUUGGAUAAUUUCUCAGAGGUUCCCAUCAAAUUCUUUCAAUAUGGCUGCAAGCCUGAAUGGAGAACCACAGUUCGUCCGAGUUCCUCUCUGUCUUAUGCCCUUGAUGAUCCUAUUGGACAUCAAUUGCUACAAAUUGAAGCUCCUGGGGGCAAUUCUAUUGAAAUACCUCUUCGAAAUUUAAGCUGUUCCGAGGGAUUGACUUAUUCGAAUUUCAUAUACCUCGCCUUCAAAGGAACCUUUCAAACGCCAUCGGUGUCCGAGCAUCUUUACUUAUCCUCGGAGUUCGACAUAGAGAGCCAGCAUCUGGUGCUGGGUGUGAAGAAUUCUAAGGUGAUCCUGAUGCGAAAACACGCCGGAGAUCGAUCUCAACUGUGGCUAAUGAAUAAGCUAGGGCAAUUGGAGCAUGAGGGCUCGUCCCCACCGAGUGAACCUGGCCGAUCGUCAGCAUACUCGGUGACUCGGAUGGUACUGGACUUAGAGAAGGCUCCGAAUCCAAAUGACUACACUAAUCUCUGUGUAAGAGCCCCUAACACCCAACGACAAACGACACAAACGUGGAAAUUUGAAAAUGGAAGACUGAUGUGCCAUGCAAAUAUGUGUGUCCAGGCCCGUAAUGGAGUUUUUGGUCUUCGGCCUGGAUCCGAUGCUGUUCUGGGACGAAUCGAGUCCGAAACACGAACUCUUAGUGAUGUGCUGGUUCCUAUUGAACAGAACAUAGAAAGACAGAAGCUACGACCAGGUUCUGGUCAGCUAGAUGUAAAAAUUCGCAUGGAUGGACCAAUAAAGACAAUACAAAUAGUAGAUGUAAAAAAUCCCCUCUCAAACUCUCUGACACCAGAUCCGCAAUGGAAGCAUGCGUCGGCUGUGAAAAUCAAAUCGAAUCGUGGCUUCCGGGAGAAGGAUCAAAAAUCACAUUUCGUUGACGAAUUGAGUGUAAAAGUUGAUCUGGAGAAGGGUAUAGGAAUAUCUGUGAUAUCACGACAACCAUGCGAGGAACUGACUUACAUCACUCUACAAAACAUCACAAUCGAAGCUCUAGCCACGCCAUCAGUUCGUUCAAUUGACUUUGGAGUGAAUACGCUGCAAAUUGAUAAUCAACUGCUAGACACUCCAUGUCCCAUUCUAUUGUAUACUAUCAAACCGAAUAUAAGUUCGUCGUCACCUGCCCCAUCGAUGGCCAUCGAAAGUGGGAACCCAAAUGCGUUGACUUUUAAUGCUAGGGUUCUCUCGAGUCCAAAUAAAAACGCUGUGAUUGUGGAAUACUUGAAAUUUGACUUGAGACCGUGUGUAGUUUAUCUGGAGGAGCGGUUGAUUCUAAAGAUGGCUAUGUUCCUGGGUCUGGGCUCGUCACAUCAUUCGGCGACGAGUUUGGCUGAUGAAUCCGAAUAUGAAGCACAACAAGUCGAGAAGAGAAUUCUGGCCUCAAAUGCUAAACGAUACUAUUUUGAAAAUUUACAAAUUCAUUCGACUCACAUACGAUUAAGUGUGAUUACAGCAUCAAAACUGUCUCCACAAUUGAGCGAGAUGAAGAGGAAACUCGGCUUGACCAUGAUCAAGUUCGAGGAUGCUCUCAUAGAAUUCGACUACUUCACCGAUAGACACCAUUUCGAGACGCUGGAAAUGUACAUGAGGGCCAUAAAGUCACACUACAAGAACCAGAUUAAAUGGCAUGCUGCAUACAUUCUGGGAUGCGUGGAUUUCCUCGGCAAUCCUCUGGGUUUUGCAAAUGACCUGUCCGAAGGUGUUUCGGGACUUAUUUUUGAGGGUUCUGUGAAGAGUUUGGUAAAGAACGUGACUCAUGGAAUUUCAAAUUCCACUGCAAAACUCACCGAGACGAUAUCCGAUGGAUUGGGACGUGUAGUGCUCAACGAACAAGACACCGAAACCCGUCAGAGAAUACUCGAGGUCCCAACUGGUUCCAACACAUCUGGAGAGCAUUUAGCUGCGGGUCUGAAGGGUUUGGGUUUCGGACUGCUGGGUGGUGUUACGAGUAUUGUUCGUCACACGUACGAGGGAGCCCAGAACGACGGAUUUCAAGGUUUCAUAAGUGGUUUGGGCAAGGGAAUUGUUGGCACUGUUACAAAGCCCAUUAUAGGUGUUUUGGAUUUGGCCUCAGAAACAGCUUCGGCUGUAAGAGAAACCAGCAAGAGUGCUCAUCGUGUACUGCCUGAGAGAAAACGCCCACCAAGAUGUGUGACCGGAGCACCAGGUGGCCUCCUUCCACCGUACUCAUAUCGACAAGCCAAAGGUCAACAGUAUUUGUAUCUAAUAAAUCGGAGGAAUUUCUCCGAACAAUUAAUGUCGUAUGAACAAGACUUAUGCAACGAUAGAGACGCUAAAUUGAGAUUACUAGUGUCGACGGAAUAUUUACGACUGUUCUCUCGCAAUGAGGAAGAACCUACUGUGAUGUUGGAGUGUCAUUUGGAUGAGGUGCUAUCGUGUCAUCCAGUGACAGCACAAAGUUCGCACAAUUCCAAAGCUAAGCCGCAUUACUACAUAGAAAUAUCAAAGAAUCUAGGACAGAUUGGAAGGCCAAGGGUUCGUUGUCAAUCCGAGGAAAUGGCUGAAAAGGCAGCAAGAUGUAUAAACUACGCGAAAAGUGUGUACGAUGAACGCGAACAUACGCUUAGCUACCAAUCAUCACUUAACGAAAGCUAAAUAAUCAUUUGUUUAUAAAAAUAAAUAUACAUAUAAAUAUAUUUUGUAAAUGUGGGCCUUAAAGCAAUAUACUUGUAUGUAAACAAACAAAAUAAGAAUGAAAAAAAAAAACAUUGUAAAAAGACUCUGUAAAAAUAUUUGUAUUUUUUCUGUUACUAAUUUAUGCUUUAAAAAAAAACACGAAAACUUCUAAUUUUAAAUCAAAAAAUAAAAACAAAGAAACAAUAUUGAUGGGUAAUAUUGAAAAUCGUAUUAAGUUAAAAUAUUAUUUUAGUUUCUAACUAAAUAGCCAAGAUUAUUAAUUGUGUAAAGAAGAAGCAAAUGGAACUUAAAUUCAUAACCAAAGACUGUGUUUUAUUCGAAAGUUAUUAAUUCGACGAUAUUUAAAAAUGUUUUAUGUGUGUUUUUAAUUUGUAUGUCAAUUAAGUUUUUUUUUAUUUAAGUAGAAUAAUAUUGCUUACAAUAAUAAGUACAUACAAUAAUUUUUUAAGCAAUAAAAAGAAUCAUAAUCAUAUAAAAAAACACAUACAUAUAAUAAAAAUAGAAUUAUUCGUUUUAUUGAAGCAAAUGUUUUUUUUUUAAAUAAUGAUACUUUUUUUUGUUCAAAGAAUUUAGAAUAAGUUUAAAUUUUUAGUUUUUCUUAGAUUUCCUUAAAAGCUGUAUUUGAUACAAACAAAAAUUCACUGAACCAAAAACUAAUGUAAAUUAAUAAUUUUGUUUUUGUUUUAUUUUCAUUAUUUAUCUUCGUAUUUAAUUUAACUUUUUUGUAUACAAAAAUUUAAAUAAAUCUUUAUACCCAAAAUGUACUAACGCAGCAAUAAAACUUUUAAA